CAGUGGCAAGGAUGCAACGCAGCCCAAUCCUGCGUAUUUGAUAUCACCUGCACGAACGAGGGUGCCAUCCUAAAGCCCUUCCAGCCGUCCUUCAACUUGCCUCCGCCCUCUUCGCGAAAGCGAUUCUGACAUGUCGUAUCAGCCCACCGCUCUCUAUUACCUACCCUACCGGUGGAGGGUACGCGGACUCUUUAAUUCAUGCUGUUUUCUGACCUCUCGUUUCAACCUCCUUGGCCCUGGUUGUAGGAGUCAUCUUAUACCACCUAUCUUGACGACGCACAGUGUCGCUCCAAUGGGCGGUAACGCGAUUUGGCUCUACGGAGAAGCAAACGCGACGUAUGCCAUACGAGAAGCUGGAAUGCGAGCAACACAACAGGCUCAGGCACCCCUGCAGGCGGGGCGUACUUUACGGCGAGACGGGUUGCCUUACGGACUCAAUAUGCUCACCCUUGUCGUCCAAGCGGGACCUGUUACGAUCACGGCGCGACAGUUACAGUCGGUAUGGGCGAACCCGGGCGAGUCGUAUUCGUAUUCCACCCAGAUGGUCUAUGAUCAAAAAACAAGUGUCUCAACUGUUAUCGAAGACAUACCCGCCAUCAGUCCCUUUUUCACCGUCACUCCGAGUAACACUUGGCAGACGUCUCUAUCCUUUGGAAGAAUGGCGCUGUUGACCAAUUAUCAUGACCACUGCGCACUACCAAUCGACGCCGGGACAUCCUUCAUAGCAAUAGAAGAGAUCAGAUAUCUGGUCACUGGAUUAAACAGGACCCAAAACUACUCGGUUACACUCACGAACGUGCAAAUGGAAGUCGUCCUUUUCGACGCCGUCCUCCGUAAGUGCCGUCCGCCUGGGUACCAGACUACUACCCAGUGCAUUGUCAGGACUACUUCAGCAUUGGCAACUACAACUUCGAGAAAGGAAGGUCUGGGCAGCGGAGCGAUGGCUGGAACCAUUGUACGUGUCAUUCCGACAGCUACCAGGAAAUGCACAGGGCGGACCAGCGAUGACAUGCAAGAAGCGUACCCGCAUCCCGGCGCCUUCAAUAUCAUUAUAGCCCUUGUGAACACAAAGUCAUACGUCGAGUCCGCAGGCUCCCUGCCGGUCGCGACUGAUGGUCAACCUUCCAAUGUUGCGGAUUCGCAACAUCGCAAAUCCGAAGAUGUACUAUCGGGACUUGAUUCUUCCAACAUGGAAGGGCCUUCGACAUCGGUUGCCGGACGGGCAACGUCUCCGGCGCAUGAAGAAGACGCAGGACCAGUACCCGACUUGCUGCCCCCGCUCUAUAAUCCUGAAUGGAAUCAGAGCUCUGCAGGGAACUCUUGAGUGACGCUGUAUACAUCAUUGUCGACCUCGUAGCUGAGAUGCAUAAUCCCGAUUGCAUGAAAGGUCCGCGCUCCUGCUAGGCACCGUCCGAACACAAGACCAUACCACAGCACAGUCUCAGCCCAACAUAGGCUCACAGCAGCUACACGCCUGGUAUGACUGCGGAUAUCUGUAGAGU
This is a messenger RNA of Fomitopsis serialis, 1502 nucleotides long. RefSeq lists its product as uncharacterized. Lineage: Eukaryota; Fungi; Basidiomycota; Agaricomycetes; Polyporales; Fomitopsidaceae. The record is from RefSeq and is a predicted model, not a curated record. Bases 131 to 1324 code for a protein of 397 amino acids. The transcript has 10 exons.